AUGGAGAACGAGCUCUGCUUUGGUCGAUUAGCUCUGACUCUGGGUAAGUCUAGUGAGCGUCAGCUGGCAAUGGAUUGGUUUAACCUGCACGGUAUUGACCUGAACCAUCCGCCUAGCUAUGAUGACUUCAUCGAACCAGAUGGAACUGAAGCACCAGUCCAAGGCGCAUCAGUAGAUGGUACUGGUGCUAGUUCUGGAUUCAUGUCAGUAGAUGAUACUACUGAUGGUGCUCCGACUGGUCAAACGCUGUCUAGUGAAGAAAGUGGCAGUGAUGGCGAGGUGCAGUCAACGCCAGAAGGAUUUGCACCACGUAAACCAUACCUAGGGAUGAAAUUUGAUACGUGGGAGGCUGCUAAAGUGCACUACAACAGGUAUGCCGAACAUGUUGGUUUCUCUAUGAAGAUGAGUUCUUCCAGAAAUUCAGUAUUGGACAAGCAGAAGGACAAGUACUUGUUUGUGUGCAACAAGUCUGGAACUAAUUCAGAGAAGGAAGAGACUGAGGCAGUGAAGUUGAGGAACAGAGCAAUCACGAUACGGACUAACUGUCAAGCAAAAAUGCGUGUAAAAAGGAAGGGUUCAAUAUGGGAAGUAACACAGUUCAUUGAAGAGCACACUCAUGAAACUAUCAAGAAGCUUGGUUUGAAGAAGUAUUUACGAUCACACAAGAAGAUACCAAAAGAAGAAAAGAAGUUCAUUGAUCUGUUAGACAGUGUGAACCUCUCAGCAGGAAGAAUAAUGGACAUCAUGUCUGAGCUUUAUGGAACAGGAAAAGCAGUUCCUUAUGACACGAAGACAAUAAGCAACUACAUGGCAAGUAUAGAUGAGAAGCAAAAUGUGAAAGACAUACCAGAGCUUCUUAGUUACUUUGAGGAACUGAAGAAAGAAGAUCCAAAUUUCUUCUACAAAUACAAACUUGAUAGUGAGGACAGGAUUGAAAAUAUAUUUUGGGUCGAUGGACCCACUAGAGAAGUUUACAAGAAUUACAAUGACUGCAUAUCCUUUGACACUACAUACAUGACAAACGCUUAUAAGAUGCCGUGUGCACCCAUUAUUGGAAUUAACAGAUAUGGGCAGACAAUCCAGUUGGGAUGUGGCUUCUUGAGGAAUGAGAAGAUAAGUAACUUUGUCUGGUUGUUUGAGCAGUUCCUGGAUGCUAUGGAUGGUUUACACCCUCUGAAUAUCAUCACUGACCAGGAUGCUGCUAUUACUACUGCCAUCCAGGAAAUGUUUCCUAACUCGUGCCAUAGGAACUGUCGGUGGCAUAUAAUGCAAAAUGCACAAGGAUCCCCUCUCGGCCCUUUCAUGGCGAAGCAUGAGGAACUACGAAGGGAGUUCAAUGAAAUUGUUGACUAUAGCCUGACACCUGUCGAGUUUGAGAACCGAUGGGGAGAGAUGAUUGAGAGGCAUGGUGUAUCGGACAACACAGACCUUGCUUACCUAUAUGAAAUUAGAGCUAAAUUUGUCCCAGCUUACUUUAUGGAUAGGUUCUUCCCUUUCCUACAAACUACUGCUCGCAGUGAAGGAUUCAAUGCAGUUCUGAAGAGAUAUGUUGACCCAAAUGCAAGCCUGCUACGUUUCUUCAAACAAUACAUGAAGUUACAAGAGAGGAUAGAUAUUACUGAAGAUUCACAUGAAUUUAUGGGUGAGGACAAAACUCUAAAAACUUGGUGUGACUUUCCAAUGGAGGAGCAAGUACUAUCCAUAUACACACUACCCAUAUUCAGGCGAUUUCAACUUGAGUUGAAGAAAUUUACAUCCUACAACAUACAGCAAAUUAAUCCUUCAUUGUUUGAGGUUUCUCCAAUCAGAAAUGCAGUGUUUGGUUAUGGAGCAAGGAAUUACAGGAUCACUGCAAAUCUGGAGCAAGAUGAAUACAGUUGUGAAUGCUGCAAAUUUACUAGAGAUGGGUUGAUUUGUUGCCAUAUAAUAAAGGUUAUGUCUGCUGUUGGUAAAGUAGAAGUAAUGCCACAACGUUACAUUCUACCUAGGUGGUCAAUUCCCCCUCCCGACAUACAUAUUCCUCAGACUGAACCCCAGCAAAUGCCAGCGGGCAAAUUGUCUAGGAAGGAAAUGAGGUUACUUCGCUAUGGUAACCUCACUAAGGAUUUCGCGAAACUAGCAGUUAAUGCAUGUGCUUCAGAAAAAACAGAUGAAGUGGCUAGGAAACAUAUGCGUGCAAUGGAAGCUGAAUUUGCAGCAAUGAAGAAACAAGCGGCAGAUGCAUUGAAGAGAAAAAAGAAGCAGAAGGAAACAGUUCCUCCAUGUGCAGAACAUGCUGAAACUACAGAAAAUCCUAGCAGCUCAACUGUUGGUGCUGAACAUAAUAUGCAUGUAAACAAGAAAGCUAGGGAUCCACCUUUGACAGUAACAAAAGGGAGGCCAGAGGAGAAGAGGAAGAAGAGUGGACUACAUCUUAAACCUGCAAAACCAACAAAAUGUACAAUUUGUGGGUCAAGCUUGCAUAAUCCAAAAGAUUGUCCAUCUAAGAUUGCAAUGAAAGAGAAGACACCAAUUAUUCAGCUUUUCCAAUGA
This is a messenger RNA of Lolium perenne, 2532 nucleotides long. Its product is annotated as protein FAR1-RELATED SEQUENCE 5-like. Lineage: Eukaryota; Viridiplantae; Streptophyta; Magnoliopsida; Poales; Poaceae. Gene Ontology annotation, molecular function: zinc ion binding. The record is from RefSeq and is a predicted model, not a curated record.